AUGGCCUUCAUCGCUGCCCGAACGAAAAUCCCAGUACCUCGUGUACAUUGUUCAUUUACUCGUCGAAACGUCACAUACAUUGUCAUGGAGCGCAUGCGUGGAAAAACGCUAGCUGAUGCCUGGCCGAGCUUAUCUGACGCGGACGUGGAGCGUAUUCUUUUGCAACUGCGAGGUAUGCUCGAUGAGCUGCGUGCAGUCCCAGCGCCUGGAACUGCAAUCCAGAGCUGCAUAGGAGGCUCACUGCGUGAUUCUCGCAUUCCUCGGCCGGAGCCAAGGUUUGGGCCGUUUUCUACAACACACGCCUUUCAUGAAUGGCUAAGAGAGGGGCUUGGGCCAGAAGAAAAGCCGCGUUACGUUGACGACGAGGAGUGGACCGAUAUCAAGUACAUGAUUGCCAUGCAGAAUCGGGACUGUGAAAGCCCAGUAUUUACCCAUGGCGAUCUUAACCCUUUCAACAUUAUCGUGCGGGAUGGAAAUAUUGAGGCUAUCAUCGAUUGGGAAUUUUCAGGAUGGCUUCCUCCUUACUGGGAGUAUACGUCUGUUUGGCUUGGAAACAAGAUUAGAGGAGCAUGGCAACAAAUGGCGGCAAAGUUCAUUGACCCGAUGACUUUCCUCUCUGUCCUGCUCGCAGCUUCGGCGCUACUACUCACACAUGUCUAUCUCAAGCUUCGGCAACGGCGGUUCAAGCAAUUCGCUCAGUUGCCGCAACUGCCGACAUCGCUUGUAUGGGGUCAUUUGCGUCUGUACAGCGAGUUCCGCUCCAGGGGCCCCAAAGAUCGACAUCCAGAACUCGUUUUCAAGGACAUGCAUGACGCGCUGGGCAAGCCGCCCCUCAUGUUCGUCGACAUGUGGCCCGCCAGCAAACCCGUCGUGCUGCUCACCAGCCACGAAUUGGCCGAACAGAUGGCCAGAUCCUCGUCGAAAUUUCCAUUCAGUCCGCCCAAGGCGUCUCCCAUAAAGGACCUGGUGCAUGUCACAGGAGAGAAGUCUAUCCUGACGUCCGAGGGCCCAGAAUGGAAACGGCUCCGCUGUGAGCAACGCGUGCGAUCAGCUGCUGACGUUCUUCUUCGCCGGGCACGAUUCGACCGGCGUGCUCCUCUCGUGGAUAUUCUAUGA
This is a messenger RNA of Cordyceps militaris CM01, 1116 nucleotides long. Its product is annotated as Protein kinase-like domain. Gene Ontology annotation, molecular function: iron ion binding; monooxygenase activity; heme binding. The transcript has 5 exons. Lineage: Eukaryota; Fungi; Ascomycota; Sordariomycetes; Hypocreales; Cordycipitaceae. The record is from RefSeq and is a predicted model, not a curated record. The coding region runs from base 1 to 1116 and encodes 371 amino acids.